Aureobasidium musti is the source of this 792-nucleotide messenger RNA. NCBI's taxonomy places the organism in Eukaryota, Fungi, Ascomycota, Dothideomycetes, Dothideales, Saccotheciaceae. The record is from the annotation of a GenBank genome assembly.
AUGUCUGCCUCAUCUACAGCAGAGACGUACGAUCAGAUUCCAAAGGUGGAGAGCAAUGGUGAUACUCAGCAUCUGGAGAGACUGAGAACUGCCGGCGGCCACGUCGACGAUCGAAGUCAGCCUGCUCUGCCCACUGUUCAUCGUUCUUUUGCCAAUCCUGCUCCCUUGGGUCUGCUCUCCUUUGCCACAGGUAUCUUCUUGAUUUCGAUUCUUGGAGUCCAUGCUCGCGGCAUACAGACUCCCAAUGUGCUCGUCGGAGUGCUUUUGUUCUUUGGUGGCGUGUGUCAGUUCAUCUCUGGCAUCAUGGAAUUCGUUGCUGGGAACACUGUAAGUUCUGAUUCAAAAAGGACAAGACCAUCUUCUUACAAUCUUAGUNUUGGAGCCACUGUUUUCCCUGCUUAUGCAGCAUUCAACUUCUCAUACGCCAUGAUCUAUAUUCCUGGAACGGGCAUUCUUGCGUGCACUAGCCNNUAUACCGACUCCAACGGGCAACUCAGUGCUGAUUUCGAUAACGCACUCGGAAUGUAUUGCUGGGCCUGGUUCAUCCUGACCGUUAUCUUCACUGUCGCCGCAAUGCGCAGUUCGUGGGUCUUAUGGUUCACAUUGUUCUUCCUUGACAUCGAGUUGAUCCUGCUGGCCUGUGGAUACAUGCUGAACAGCUCGGCCACCCUUGUGGCCGCAAAUUCUGUUGGCUUCGUGGUCGCCUUCUGCAGCUAUUGGGCUGGCUGUGCUGGAUUGUGGUCGGGAGGGUUGACGCCUAUCGAGUUGCCCACCUUUGCCAUGACUAAGCAG